Molecule: messenger RNA, 2391 nt
Organism: Calliphora vicina (urban bluebottle blowfly)
Lineage: Eukaryota; Metazoa; Arthropoda; Insecta; Diptera; Calliphoridae
Gene: Mrm2
Product: Mitochondrial rRNA methyltransferase 2
Exons: 2
Coding region: 46-798 (250 amino acids)
Biological process (GO): RNA methylation
Cellular component (GO): mitochondrion
Molecular function (GO): rRNA (uridine-2'-O-ribose)-methyltransferase activity
Source: RefSeq, a predicted model, not a curated record
AGGUUGAAUUUUAAAUUUAUUUAAAAUCAUUGAUAUUUUUUUAUAAUGAGUGGAAUUAUGCUGAAAAGAUCGUUUAGUGUAUACAAUGCGUUAAGAGCCAAACAAAUACCAAAUAAUUUGAAAGGAAAAAGUAAAAGUUCACAGGAAUGGUUGACGAGACAAAUGGCAGAUCCAUAUGUGGAGAAAUCCAAAAUGAUGAACUAUCGUUGUCGCAGUGCUUUUAAACUAUUAGAAAUAGAUGAUAAAUAUCACAUAAUAAAACCGGGAGACACAGUGAUCGAUUGCGGAGCUGCACCAGGAAGCUGGACACAAAUCGCAGUGGAACGAUCAAAUGCCAAUGGAAAUAUGGAAAAUAAACCCAAAGGGGCCGUAUUCAGUAUGGAUUUGUUACAUUUCCAUGCAGUACCGGGCGCUACUAUAUUUGGAGGAAUGGAUUUCACGAAACCCGAAAAUCAAUUGCGUUUAAAAGAAGCAUUGAAUGGGCGACAAGUUAAUUGUGUUUUAUCAGAUAUGGCUCCGAAUGCCACUGGCGUAAGAAUGUUAGAUCAAGAAGUUAUUAUUAAUCUCUGUUACGAUGUUUUACGUUUUGCCUUGGCCAUGUCAGCUCCUCAAGCGAAUUUCGUUGUUAAAGUUUGGGACAAUGGUGAUGUCCCAAAGUUGGAGAAGAAUAUAUUAAGAUUCUAUGAAAAGGUUAAACGGGUAAAACCACGGGCCAGCAGAGGAGAUUCGUCUGAACAUUUCUUUGUUGCGAGAGGAUUUAAAGGUCUAGAAAAUGUUAUUAAUGAAGAGAAGAGAUAAAUUUGCUUUAUUUUUUUUAUUUGUAUAACUACAAAAAUUAGUUGAGUUCAAAAACAAAUUAUUCUAAUUAAAAUUUCAUAUGUAUUUAUUUCGAAUUCAAUUCUCAAAAAUAUAACAUUAAAUUACAUAUUUUUGGUUUUGCUUUUAAUUAUGUGUUACUUAACGAUUUAUACCACCUUUUUGUAAUGAGUUAAAUGGUGUAUUAAAUUAAACAUCCAUUUUGGUUGAUCGGUUGGAGCCAUGUGUCCAGCAUUACGUACCAUAAUCUCAAUUAAAUUUCCAGCAUGUUUAGCAUAACCAGCUAUCUCAUCGUCAACUUUCCAAAUUUGACGUGGUGCAACCUUGUAUAUCGCAGCUGCAUUAAAUUUUAAUUGUUUCAGAUAAUUACGAGUUAAGGGGUAAGCGACAAUUAUGUCCAAUUGGCCAUUAUAAAUGCAAACAAUAUAACUCUCCAACAGUUCAGCAAUCCAAGGUGCUACAGUAUCCAUAACGUCACGUUUCAAAAAUAUUUCAACUUUAUUUUCACUAUCCAAAUCGUGAAACGUAAGAUUUCCCACGUGAAUUGAACGACGAGUCAAAGAGGAUUGGAGAAAAUCACCCAUAAUUUUACCAUAGUCGUCUCCCUUAGUGUGCAAAUAAUUGUAAUAGUAAUUAUAACCAGUUAGAUUAGAAAACAAUGAACCAUUCACCAGGUCACCAUUUAAUAGGUUAUCGAAAAUGUCAAAGGCACAAUCCAUAUCGUGUUUUUCAAUACAUUUUACUCCUUUGGCUUCCGCAUCGUGAAAUUGUUUUAAACCGUGAUCAUCAAUCAAACCCAACUGAUAUAAAUAGUCUCCAUAUUUUAACUGAUGUAUAGGAUCUGACAGACCAUUUCCAAUGGCCACACCCUUUAGAGGUAUUAUUACUCUGGUGUCAACAGAAUUUUGAACUUUGUGAAUGUGGUAAGCCAAGGCGGGAACAUAUUUGCCGGCAUAAGAUUCGCCGGUAAUCCAAAAUCCAGACACGUCACUCCACUCGAACAAUUCAUAGAGCUGUUGCAUGGCCUCAUGUAAGUUGUGCCCAACGUCCUUUUCAUUUCGUGCAUAGCCAUCGUCGCUAUCGGUAAAAGAAAAUCCUGUACCUACUGGAUUGUCAAUGAAAAUAAGAUUAUGAGUUUUACUCCAGGUAUAAUUUCUUUUUUGUAAUUUUCCAUGUGUGUCGAAUUCAAAAGGACCGUUCUCGGUAAAAAGUCCAAACAAAGAGGAUGCACCAGGACCACCUUGAAGCCACAAAACAACAGGAGAAUAGCCAGGAUCUUGCUCAGCCGGAAAGUACCAAAAGAACAGGUUGGAAUUAAACUUUGGAUCGACCGUCAAAUACCCAGCAUAACUUUCUACGCCGUGAUACUGGGUACCCACUACUUUAGCUUUUUCUCGUAUAUCUUGUCGUUUUACUUUUGGGUCAUUGAUUAGGGACGUAAGAAACAGUGGCUCGCCUGGAUCACCACCAUCGUGAAAAGCUUCAAAUCUUGGAUAUGGAUUAAUAAAACUUUUACGAUAUUUAGGGCGUUCUUUGGCCUCACAUAUGCUUACAAUUAAUGCAAUUACCAAUGCA